Messenger RNA from Pseudonaja textilis, 1786 nucleotides. NCBI's taxonomy places the organism in Eukaryota, Metazoa, Chordata, Lepidosauria, Squamata, Elapidae. The record is from RefSeq and is a predicted model, not a curated record.
CUCCUCCGUGCGCGUGACGUCUCUCGGCGCCGGCCGGGCAGCCGGAGGAGGGAAGCCGCCCCGGGGCUGCCUGCGCUCUCCCCGGCCGAAGAGGACUCCGCCGCCGGCGCCGUUCGAGCGGCUGGAUUUCCCUGAUUUGGGGGCUGUUUGGCGGAGCAGGAGCAACGAGCGAGCAGGAAAAUGACCUCCGCCAGCGAAGCAUCCAGAUGUUGAAGGUGGUGUGUCCCAUGUGGAGGAGGCGAGGAUGCGGCUGACCAUGAGACGAGUGCUGAUGGGGGUGGGCUUCGCCAUCGCCCUGAUGGUCUCCGUCCACCUGGGCCAGCAGAUGCUGCAGUGCCAGCAGAGGCUGGGCCAGGGCCUCAGCUGGCCCCUGAUGCGUCCCGAGAGGGAGGAGCUGGUGAUGCUGGACUCCAACCGGGUCGAGUAUCGCUACAGUAAGGAGAUGCCGCUCAUCUUCAUUGGAGGGGUUCCCCGGAGCGGGACCACCCUGAUGCGAGUCAUGCUGGACGCGCACCCAGAGGUGCGCUGCGGGGAAGAGACGCGCAUCAUCCCGCGGGUGCUGGCCAUGCGCCAAGCCUGGUCCCGAUCCGGGCGGGAAAAGAUGCGCCUGAACGAAGCCGGGGUAACGGACCAGGUCCUGGAUGCGGCCAUGCAGGCCUUCAUUCUGGAGGUGAUCGCCAAGCACGGGGAGCCGGCCCGCUACCUCUGCAACAAGGACCCCUUCACACUCAAGUCCUCCGUUUACCUCUCCCACCUCUUCCCCAACUCCAAGUUCCUGCUGAUGGUGCGCGACGGGCGGGCCUCCGUCCACUCCAUGAUCACCAGGAAGGUGACCAUUGCCGGCUUCGACCUGCGGAGCUACCGGGAUUGCCUGGCCAAGUGGAACAAAGCGAUCGAGGUGAUGUACUCCCAGUGCCUGGCCAUCGGGCGGCUGCGCUGCCUCCCUGUCUACUACGAGCAGCUGGUCCUGCACCCCCAGAAAUCCAUGCGGGCCAUCAUGGACUUCCUGGACAUUGCCUGGAGCGACACCGUCCUGCACCACGAGGAGCUGAUUGGGAAGCCAGGCGGGGUCUCCCUGUCCAAGAUCGAGCGAUCCACGGACCAGGUGAUCAAGCCUGUGAACAUGGAGGCCUUGACCAAGUGGCUGGGACACAUUCCGGAGGACGUGGUGCAGGACAUGGCUCAGAUCGCCCCCAUGCUGGCCAGGCUGGGCUAUGACCCCUAUGCAAACCCUCCCAACUACGGCAGCCCGGACCCCCUGGUGAUCAACAACACCCACCGGGUCCUGAACGGGGAAUUCAAAACACCCGCCAAUCUGAAAGGGCACCUUCAGGGGACUCCGAAUACGACUGCUUUUCACUGACCAACUCAACAAUUUCCAGGUACAUCUUGGUGUGGUCCCAGAAGAUCUUGUCUCCAACUCAGGUGGAGCUGUACAGAAACCUUCUUGAUGCUGGGAGGGUGGGCAUCAUCCUCUCAGCCCUGAAUUCCCACCAAACCCUGGUUUAGCUCGCUUGAAGACUGCCGUGACAUUCUCCGGGAGUAAUUCUGCUUUCUUGAUUUCAUUUAGGUGCAAAUUGCUUCCCCUUUUUCUGAAGAGGAGAAAGUUUGCAAACAGUGGAAAUCUGUUAUCCAAGCAUAUUGCUUGCUACUGAUAUUGCCAAAUCAAUGCUAUCUAUGAAAUACUUUUCAUUUUGCCAUUAAUUUGUCAAGUUUGGACUUUCCAGUUUCCGGAAAGAAGUCAUGUACCAAGUCUGGAUAUUGCUCUGCCGUCAUAAAAAGGGAA